AUGCCUUCUUUCUGCCCCUCAUUGUCACUGCCCCAGCGGCAAACAGCCGUCGUUGCCCAAGGGCCUGGGAAGCUGGCAAUUCGACACGAUGUGCCCAUGCCCGUACUGGCUUCUGACACGGUGAUCGUGAAGACAGCUGCAGUUGCGAUCAACCCCGCCGAUGCCAAAAUGCUCGACUACAGCGCAGCCGCUGGGGCCAUCCAUGGCUACGACUUCGCUGGCACCGUCGUAGCCUUGGGGGCCAAUGCCCUUGCAUCAGGCUCCUUCAAAGUUGGCGAUAAAGUGGCUGGCCUGGUGCACGGAAUGAACAAGUUGAAGCCUGACACCGGCGCCUUUGCUGAAUAUGUGGGCGCGUACGAGGAUUUGCUAUUGAAGCUCCCGGAUCACAUGAGUUUCGAAGAAGGCGCGUCACUGGGGACUGGUGUUGCCACUGCUACACUGGGCCUCUUUCAUGAGCUGAGCGUUCUGACAUCCCUGGACGAGCUACGCAACUCUACUGGAAAUGCGGAUGGUCCCAGCCAGGAAAGCAAGUUUGUCUUGGUCGCAGGCGGUAGCACGGCAACCGGCACCCGUGCGCUUCAACUGCUCAAGCUAGCCGGGCUUCGCCCUAUUGCCACUUGCUCGACCUCCAACUUCGAACUGGCCCGUCGAUAUGGCGCCGAGGAGGUAUUCGACUAUCGCAGCGACACAUGCGCGGAAGACAUCCGGGCUUAUACGGACAACGAGCUGGCAUUCGCUCUCGACUGCGUUACCCAGGCCGAUACGACACAGCUCUGUUACGCUGCCCUGGGCCGCGCCGGUGGCCGUUAUGUCUCCCUCGAACCAUACCGUGAGGCGAUCUCAGAGUCACGCGCCUUGACCGUCCAGCCCUCGUGGCUGAUGGUGCUGACCAUUUUUGGCCACAAAGUGGCGUUGGAUGGAGAAUAUGGCCGUGAGGCGCAGCCCGAGGAUCGAGAAUUUGGUGCAACGGCGUUUGCAGCGGUCCAAGCCCUGCUUGAUCGUGGUCUGAUUGACGCCCAUCCGAUCAAAGUGCAGAAAGAAGGGUGGGAAGGUGUUAUUCGCGGAGUGGAUACGAUUCGCAGUCAGGCAAUGUCGGGCCAAAAGCUGGUCUAUACUGUUGCCUGA
This is a messenger RNA of Aspergillus campestris IBT 28561, 1125 nucleotides long. Its product is annotated as zinc-binding alcohol dehydrogenase family protein. Bases 1 to 1125 code for a protein of 374 amino acids. Gene Ontology annotation, molecular function: oxidoreductase activity, acting on NAD(P)H. The record is from RefSeq and is a predicted model, not a curated record. The transcript has 2 exons. Lineage: Eukaryota; Fungi; Ascomycota; Eurotiomycetes; Eurotiales; Aspergillaceae.